AUGGACAACAACGAAAUACCAAAAACACAACCUUUGACGCUUGCCGAAGGCUCGUCGAACCGAUCAGAAUCGGAUUCCGAGUCCGAGGAUGGUGAUGGUGUGGACUAUAAUGGACAUUUUUUGACAAACGAAGUGUUUCCGAGUUUUGAGGAUGUUGUUCUAUGGGCACAAAAUGUUUGUCGACCGCUCGGAUUUAUGUUAGUGAAGGCUUCUUACAAGACCGAUCGGAGUGGUCGACCGUAUCGAUAUGUGAGUUGUGAUCGUGGAAAAAAGGGCAUGAUAAGAGACAUGAUGAACGCGAUACGCAAAGACACCAAAAGCAAGACAAACAAUUGUCCCUUCAAACUCAAGGUUGAGUAUGUCAGAGUAGUAAAUGGUUGGAAGCUUAGUUGCUUGAACGGAACUCACAAUCAUUCUUUGGUUGUUUAUCCCGAGGGAAAUCGACAAAUUAGUGGUCUUAGUAUUGCUGCUAAGCAGGUAGUGCGUGACAUGACUCAGGCACAGGUGCCACCUCUACAUAUCAUGAGAACUCUUGUAGAAAAGUUUCCCGGAGACCAUCCUAACAUCAGGCAUGUCUACAACUGCAGAAGUAAAAUAAGAAUGGAGCAAUUUGAAGGAAGAGAAGUAGUUCACCAGGUGCUUCAUUUGGCCAGACAGAGCAAAUACCUCACUUGGGUUUUUACUGAUUCCAACAAUGUGUUGCAACAUGCUUUCAUGGCACACCCGAUCAUGACAAAUUUGCUUCGCACAUACCCGUACAUGAUGGGUAUGGAUUCCACUUACAAGACGAAUCGAUACGGCAUGCCAUUCUUUGAGAUUGUUGGGGUUACACCAACUAAUCAAAACUUUCUUGUUGCAUACGCAUUCAUGAGGUCAGAGUCUCAGGAAAGUUAUCGGUGGGUGCUUGAGUGCUUGAGGUUGUUGAUCGGUCAUCAUAGAGAGCCAUCGGUACUACUGACAGGUAGGGAGCUUGGCCUUUGUGCAGCGUUAAAGAGCGUGUUUCCAAACACAAGACACAUGUUGUGUGUGUGGCAUAUUAACAAAGAUGUUGAGGCGAGGUUACUUCCAUGUUUGAAAAAAAAGGAGAUUGGUGCCAAGUUCAAAAAUGGGAGGUGGAGGCUUGUGAUUAAUGCUACAUCUGAAGAGGCAUAUAACAGAGAACUUGCAGUGCUGAAAACCAAGUGGAGUCGAUGGCCGAAAGUGAUUGAAUAUGUUAUGGACACUUGGCUCGUACACAAGGAGAAGUUUGUAUUGUUUUGGACAAACCAGGUACUACACUUUGGCAAUGUUAACAACUGCAGGGUUGAGAGCCGGCAUUCAGCAUUGAAGUGUUGGAUUGACAGUUCAACAAGCUCUUUGGACACGGUUUGGGCUCAAGUGCACUGCUCGAUUGAGAACAAGAUCAUAGCCAUUCGUAAUGGAUUGGAGGCAUGUUGA
Molecule: messenger RNA, 1437 nt
Organism: Chenopodium quinoa (quinoa)
Lineage: Eukaryota; Viridiplantae; Streptophyta; Magnoliopsida; Caryophyllales; Amaranthaceae
Product: protein FAR1-RELATED SEQUENCE 5-like
Exons: 2
Coding region: 1-1437 (478 amino acids)
Molecular function (GO): DNA-binding transcription factor activity, RNA polymerase II-specific
Source: RefSeq, a predicted model, not a curated record